Messenger RNA from Camelina sativa (false flax), 450 nucleotides. Lineage: Eukaryota; Viridiplantae; Streptophyta; Magnoliopsida; Brassicales; Brassicaceae. The record is from RefSeq and is a predicted model, not a curated record.
CUUUCUUGUUCUCUCGCGAUUGGAAUCUCCGAAACAAGAAAACGGUUUGGAAUCAGAAGCUUCAUGGGUUUGAAUCGAAGGACCGAGAAUGGUUUGGAUUCAGUUGGGAAUGAAGAGAAGGCGAUUCGAUGGGAUUGGAGAGAAGAAGAUUAGUAGCGAUGGCGAUUUGGAAGCUAAUCGCCAAUUGCAUGAUUCGAGUUUCAGUCGAAUAAAUUGGAAGAGAUUGAAGCAAUUGGAAUCACAAGAUGGAAAGACUGAUUACAGGAGAAGGAUCCGUAUUAUCAACCAAGACAUGAACAAGUACAAUAAAUCGAGUACCAAUCUCUUUGUUGUCCGGUUUACCAACAAAGACAAGAACAAGUACAAUACAUUAGGUUGCUGGUGAGGACAAUACAUCAAGGUUUUGAGUUCUAUAUCUUUAUUUUUGUUUUCCUAGGUUUAUAAAAUUAA